Molecule: messenger RNA, 628 nt
Organism: Ananas comosus (pineapple)
Lineage: Eukaryota; Viridiplantae; Streptophyta; Magnoliopsida; Poales; Bromeliaceae
Product: cyclin-D6-1-like
Exons: 4
Coding region: 86-628 (180 amino acids)
Biological process (GO): regulation of cyclin-dependent protein serine/threonine kinase activity; mitotic cell cycle phase transition
Cellular component (GO): nucleus; cytoplasm; cyclin-dependent protein kinase holoenzyme complex
Molecular function (GO): cyclin-dependent protein serine/threonine kinase regulator activity
Source: RefSeq, a predicted model, not a curated record
CAUCGAGAACCCUCUGGGGUGGUGCAACGAGGAGAGGGACGCUCCCUCCUCCAUCGCCUUCCUCUUCUGCGUCGAGCCCGACCACAUGCCCUCCUCCUCCUCCUCUUCCAACAACAACAACAACAACAGCAGCAGCAGAAUUGGCAACCUCCACCACCAUCUCCCCUUCCGCCGCAGUACCAUCGACCUCAUCCUCCAGGCUGUGUCCCUGGGCACUGUGGACCACACCGUCGCCUACCUCGCCAUCAACUACCUCGAUCGCUACAUCGCUCGUAGAGGAUCCCCGAGCGACAAGGAGUGGGUCCCUGGGUUCGUCGCCGUCUCCUGCCUCUCCAUCGCCUCCAAGAUGAUGCACCCAAAAUUCUCCCUCCUCCGUCUCCUCAGAGACACGAAUUCGUGGUUUGCGGCGGAGACGGUGGGGCGGAUGGAGAAGCUGAUACUGUGCGCUCUGGAGUGGCGAACGCGGUCCAUCACCCCCUUCGCAUUCCUCCGCUACUUCCUCGCCUCCAACUCCGCCCCCUCCUCCCAUUUCCACUCCGUCGUUAGGAAACGAGCCAUCGCCAUCUUCGCCCGAGCCCAGAGAGGUAUACCGCACGCACGCACGCACGCACGGCAACAAACAAAUUAA